Molecule: messenger RNA, 2259 nt
Organism: Candida dubliniensis CD36
Lineage: Eukaryota; Fungi; Ascomycota; Pichiomycetes; Serinales; Debaryomycetaceae
Exons: 1
Coding region: 1-2259 (752 amino acids)
Source: RefSeq, a predicted model, not a curated record
AUGUCGAGGAACGUUUCAUUACCUAGCACUAAUGAAUCUACUAAAAACAAACGGGUGGUAUCAUCACAAUUAAGAUUGGCUAAAGUUGAAAGUAUUGAGGCAAAUAAUUUAGCAUCAUCGUCAUCUCCUAAAUCAGAAGCAGAACUGCCCAAAACAAAACUCCCUAAGACUAAAGCCACAGCUAGAAACAACAAUGACGAAAGAACACAUAAAUCGUUUAAUGAUUUCAGUUUAGAUUUUAGCAAUACGUUUAAUUUGAUGGGUGAAGAAACACCCUCAUAUAUACCACGAGUGCCUACCCGACAACGAGAAGGUUCCAAGGACUUUGCAAAAACACAAAUUUCAAAAGAAGCCUUGAAAAAAGCAGGAGAGUUGACUUCUAUUUUUCUAGAUACUCGGAAACUACUAAAUGCCGAAUACAAUGUUAUUGAUCAAAAAGCAGAUCUAGCAGGCAAGACCAAUGGGAACAUUGCAUCAAAAAUAAAGAUUUCCCGUGGAACCCUAAUUAGAGCAGAGAAAGUGAAAACCACCCUUGCAGUUAAAUAUUUGUACAUUCAAAGAAUUUAUGAGUGGGCAGAAAGUCAUCAAGAUAAUAAUGAACAUCCGGGAGUUGAAGGAGUUUAUAAUCCGCUACAGAUUUUAAGAAAUCGAAAGUUGAGAAAUAAAUAUAAUGAGCAUCCCCAGACAAUAAUAUCCAUGCAAACCAUCCCAUUGGCUUGUAAUGUGUUCAGUAAACAUAAUGCACACAGCAGACAUGACAAUAGUGCUAUGCCUGGACACAGAAAAAAGCAUUGGAAAAUGAUGUGGGCCAUUGACUUGAAUGAGUUUGUGGGAGAUUCUCGUUGGCGAGUGAACCAUUGGCACGAACUUAGAGAUGCAAAGGGAAACUUAUGGUUCCUGAACCAUGUUCAAACUCCAGAAUAUUCCGAAAAAGAUAAAAGCAAAUUAUUUGUGUUACGAAAUCAUAAACAUCAUGAUAAACAUGGUGAGAUUGAAGUCUCACACAAGGCAACCGAAAAAGAAGAAGACGAAGAAGGUAUUUAUACUACAAUUGAACCCAGAAACCACAAUGGAUUACCUUCUAAUGAAGGUUCGAGUUCAGAUAGUGAUUUCCAUAAAUUUCGUAUUUCACGUUCAAAGUCACCUCAUAAACGAAAGAUAAGAAGCAAAAUGAAAAAGUUUUAUAUUGGAGGGCCAGGAUCCAAUAGUAAUGGGAAUGCUGGUGACUCUUCAAGUUCAUCUAACGUGGCUCAUGAAAUUGCUUCUCCUGCUGAUACAGCAAAGAGUGGAACUGUAACAGAUCCUUUGGCAAAACAAAUGUUCAAGAAACUUCCACCACUCACACGGGAAGAUGAGGAGCUUGAUUUACCGGCAUCAGAAGUUUCAUUGCCAAAAAUUAACAUUGAACCAACAAGUCCUGCUCCAAACAGUAAAGGUGCAUUUUUUGAAGACGAAGACAAGGAUGAUAUUAAACCUUCAGUUAAGGAAGUUGAGUUUUUACCCUUUGAGAAAAGAGAAAGUACAAGUUCACAUUCACAUAAUCGUUCCAGCUCUGACCCAGACGGAGUAAUUCUUGAAGAGGAAGAUGAUGAUAAUGAGACAACCAAUCAUGAUAAAAUUGAAGAAGAAGUAGACCAAGUAAAAUGUGCUGCAAUUUUUGACGAACGAGAAGUAGAGUUUCAGAAUAUCGUUGCAAAUUUGGAAUAUUUCCAUCAGUUCAUGAACUUGCGAACUAAUUAUUUAACAAUGGAAUAUCCUCGAUAUUUGGAGCUUGUGGAUCAGAAAGUUCAGCACAUUACAAAAGAGUUAGUUUACGAGAUUUUAUUACGCAUGUCUCAAAUAAAUGAUGAACAUCUACCUGGUUAUGAACAAUUAUACCUUGGAUUCAUGGAAGAGAUAAAAUCAGUCAUUCAUUUGGUGAAUGAUGUGUACUCAAUGAAGAUUGAUACGUUGUUAAGCUCCAGUGACAGGUCUAUUUCGGAAAUUAAUGCUUCUUUGUCUCUUGAUUUGAGAAAGAUUACUGAGAAAUUAGAUCAAUUGGAUUUUUCAUUGAAUAAGAACAUAUUUAAGAAGGCUAUACUGAAAAGAAGAGGUGAACAAUCCCACAAUGUUGGUUUGAUCUACAAAAUUUUGUAUUCGUGUCUUGAGAACUUUAUUGUUGUGUUGUUGAGAUUAAUAUGGAUUGUGGUUAAUAUUUAUAAGAUUUUGAGAUAUAUUGUGAAAUUAAUUUUUGGAAUACUAAAAUUUAUAGUUUGGUAG